Polyodon spathula (Mississippi paddlefish) is the source of this 1931-nucleotide messenger RNA. Its product is annotated as LRP chaperone MESD-like. The record is from RefSeq and is a predicted model, not a curated record. The transcript has 3 exons. Bases 38 to 688 code for a protein of 216 amino acids. Gene Ontology annotation, biological process: protein folding. Lineage: Eukaryota; Metazoa; Chordata; Actinopteri; Acipenseriformes; Polyodontidae.
AUCUAGUCAGCCAGUCAGAUUAGAACAACUGAUAAAGAUGGCGUCCCCCAAGUGGAGUUGUCUGUUGUUGAUGUUGUGCCUAACUAUUUUCUGCAUAGCGACAGCAAACGACGUCAAAAAUCAAAAACCCAAAAAGAAAAAGGACAUCAGGGAUUAUAAUGAUGCAGAUAUGGCAAGGCUGCUGGAGGAGUGGGAGAAAGAUGAUGAUAUUGAAGAGGGUGAUCUCCCAGAACACAAAAGAUCACCUCCGCCUAUCGACUUUUCUAAAGUGGAUCCAAAAAAGCCUGAAGAGCUUCUGAAGUUGUCCAAGAAAGGGAAGACGCUGAUGGUGUUUGCGUCUGUCUCUGGAAAUCCCACUGAAAAGGAGACUGAGGAGAUCACCAGUCUGUGGCAGGGCAGCCUCUUCAAUGCGAACUAUGAUGUUCAAAGAUUCAUUGUGGGCUCUAACCGUGCCAUCUUCAUGCUGCGGGAUGGGGGCUACGCGUGGGAGAUCAAAGACUUCCUUGUUAACCAGGACCGCUGCGCUGAGGUGUCUGUGGAGGGUCAGGUGUUCCCUGGGAAAGGAGCUGAAAAUAAGGGCAAGCAGGAGGAGAAGAACAAGAUCAACCCAGAGAAGAAGGAAGAAAGCAACAAAUACAAAUCCAGCAAAGAGAAUAAGAAGGCUAACAAAAACAAAGUAGAGCUAUGAUCCUCGUUCGUGUGAACUGUGCCUCUAAACAGCUUUUAUACUACAGCACGUCCCUCCCCUGUUUACUGAGGCAUCCCUUAAUCCUGUGUGCUUUAAUCCUGGUCGGUGUGCUUCUCCAAUGGAACAGUCACACCAUCAGGGUUAAAGGUACACCUUCAAUCAAUCAAUCAAUCAAUCAUUCAGUCUUUAUUGAAACAAAACGAAAGUGCGUGCAGGUAAAUGAACUAAACGCUUGUUUACCAUUACUCGGUUUCUUUGGGAUUAAAGGUGGAUCAGCAUGGAUUAGUUAUCACAUUUGAAGGUUUACCCCUAGUAGUAUUAAGUUACUCAUUUAGAAAAGACUUAUAUGUGAAAAACUCCAACAAAACUCAUGGUACGGUUAUUUCAAGUUUUAAGUUUAUUGAUACGUUCAUAGACGGCCAGCAUUAGCAGGAUAACAUGUUUUCCCCUGAGUUACUGUGUUAUGGUUGGCAGGCUUUCCCCACCUCCUCUGCUAGGAAACAGGUCAUUUUCACUUAUUUAAAGUGGUGGUCUUCGUAGCUUGCUCUGCAGUAAGACCAGUACAUGUCAGUCACUUCUACUUAUAAUCGGAUCGCAUCAGGGCUCAAGGCUUAUUCGCAACAAUGGGUUCUAUGCUGGCCAACCACAGCUUGAAUUUGACACCACAGCCAGUUGAUUGCAUAUGCACACAUUUUAAUAAAUUGUUGUAGCAUUGUAGGGUUCACGUUUUUGAUUUUGAAACCGAUAAAGCACAAAAUUAGAUAAUUCUAAAUCUGUUUCCAUUAUGUCUGGCUAAUGUUAAGAAUACAAAAAAAAGAUCAUUUAAUCUGGAAUUUGUAGUAGAAAAACUGUUUUAACAAAACCUGAAAAUUAUUACAAAAUAGUUUACAAAUAAAGCCUAAUUGUAUGUGUAUUGUUGUUUACGUUUAUAAAAGUACCAUCUGUUGUAUGUUUAGAAAAACAUUACCCUAAUACAGUCUUCUAUGUUUUUUUUUCCCCCACCAAAGCAAAAAUCUGCUGUAUAUUGCUAGCAAAGUACAGUAUAGUCCACCAUAAGGAUCUGGCCAUGGCAUUUCUCAGUGGUGUGUGAAUUACCCUUCGAUGUUAUUGCAUAGCUUCAAUUUUAACUUGCAUCCUAAAUGGCAGCGAAUGAAAAGGGAUAAUAAAUGAAGUCUGUUGAUGACUCCUGGUGUUAAAUGGUAUUAAGUAAUAUAUUUACUUGGAUUUUUAUAAUAAAAGUUUU